Molecule: messenger RNA, 1209 nt
Organism: Cercopithifilaria johnstoni
Lineage: Eukaryota; Metazoa; Nematoda; Chromadorea; Rhabditida; Onchocercidae
Source: the annotation of a GenBank genome assembly
AUGCCCUUCAAUUUAUCGUUGCCGAAAGUGAGCGAAAGCGGGAUCCGAAUGGAACGACACCAUUCAUCAAUGAAAGAAGUGGAAAAAGAACAGACAGCAUCGCCGAAUAUACCAAUUCAAGGAGCGAAUGCUAAACAAAAAUUACAGAAUCUUAUAUCUCCAAAAAAAGUAUGGAUGAAAAAACAUGUAAUGGAUCAGACGAAUGAAAAGCUUCAUGGUUAUUCAGAAUGUAGCAAAACUUUCUCUCAAUCAUCCGAUAUGGAAAGGCAUUUGAUAAAUUGUACCAAUGAAAAGCUCCAAAUUCAUUUGCUGACAAAUAUCGGUAAAGAAGAAACACAGUCACCGAAUUUAUUAAUCCAGGGACUGAAUGCCGAACAAAAAUUACGACAUCCUGCGUUUUGGUUGGAAAGACGUACGAAGAUUCAUGUCGGUAAAAGGCCGUGCAAUAGUUCGGAAUACCGAAAAAGUGUCCGUCACCCAUCGAAUUUGGGAAAACAUAUGAAUAUUCAUACUGAUGAAAAAACGCAUAGUUGUCUGAAAUGCAGAAAAAAUUUCUCUCGAUCACCGGAUUUGGAAAGACAUAUGAGGAUUCAUACCGGUGAAAAGCCGUAUAACUGUACAGAAUGUGAAAAACGCUUCUCUGAUCCAUCGAAUUUUAGACAACAUAUGAAAAUUCAUACCGGUGAAAAGCCGUACAAUUGCUCAGAAUGUGGAAAACGUUUCUCUCAUUCAUGGUCUUCUAACAAACAUAUGAGGAUACAUACCGGUGAAAAACCGCACGGCUGUCCGAAAUGUAAAAAAAAUUUCUCUCACUUAGUACAUUUGAAAACACAUAUGAGAAUUCAUACCGGUGAAAAGCCAUACAAUUGUUCAGAAUGUGGAAAGCGUUUUUCUGAUUCAUCGGAUUACAAAAGACAUAUGAGGAUUCAUACCGGUGAAAUGCCAUACAAUUGCUCAGAAUGUGGAAAACGUUUCUCUGAUGGAACGACUUUUAAACGACAUACAAGGAUUCAUUCCGGUGAAAAACGGUACAAUUGUUCGGAAUGUGGAAAACGUUUCUCAGAUUCAUCGGCUUUUAAAAGGCAUAUGAUGAUUCAUACCGGUGAAAAACCGUAUAGUUGUUCCGUAUGCAAGAAAAGAUUUUCUCGAAAUGGUGAUUUGAAUAGACACAUGAAAACUCAUCAGAAAGAGAGUUCCUCUUCCAAUUGA